ACCCAGAAAUCCAAAGAUUCUCAUUUUUCAGUCGGUGGGGCAAAUCAGUGUGAGGCGUUUGUGCGUUAAAAAUCAUUUUAACUAAAAUAACUAACAUUUAGACAUGAGAUAAACUGUGAACGUGAAAAAUAACUCAUUAAACAAUAUUAUAACAAAAAAUUAUACAUAGUAAUACACAAAUAGAUAUUUCUGGGCAAUGCAGUCGCUGCUAUCCAGGAGGUAUUUUGAUUUAUAAUAAAUUUAAAAGUGUGAUUUACUGAUUUGAAUCAUUGGAAAUGGGGAAGUUGUUGAGUCUUUUGGCUAGAGACGAUUCAAACUGUUGUUCGUCGCCUCGCUACGAUAUAUUUUUGGAUUUUGAGAACGCCGCGCCUACGGACACGGAGCGCGAUGUUUACGAGGAGGUGCAACGAGUGCUUUUGGAUUCUGACAAGAUAUUGGAGGAAAUCCAGUGCUAUAAGGGCGCUGGGAAGGAGAUAAGGGAAGCUAUAGCCGACCCGUCGACGAUAACGCAGGAGCGGGCUUGGCGAGCUGUGAAACCGUUGGUGGACAAGUUGCUUAGAUUCUACAACCAUUCAUUGGAACUUCAGCGGGUAGUACCGCGUCUGCUAGGAUCACUUGUUGGAGGAUCGAUGAGCCCCACACAGCAUCUGGAGCAACAGCAAGCGUUAGUGAAACAGUUCGCCGAAAUAUUGGAGUUCGUGUUAAAGUUCGAUGAACACAAAAUGAAAACACCAGCUAUCCAAAACGACUUCAGCUACUACAGAAGAAUCGUGUCCCGCGGUGGUCUCAUCAAUGCAGAACUUCCUCCAGGCGAAGAACCUCACAUAGGAGCGGAAUACGCUAACAGAAUGUCCCUUUUCUACGCCCAAGCCACGCCAAUGCUCAAAGUACUGUCUGAGGCAACCAGCCAGUUUGUGAACGAUAACCAGCAAGACUUGGAGAACACGACGGAAACGCUCAGCACGAUGGCCAAAGUGUGUUUGAGGAUGUUAGAAAAUCCAAAACUGGUUGCCCAAUUUAGCCGGGAGGAAACAUCGCUUUUGGUCCUUCGAGUUAUGGUAGGUCUUAUCAUUUUGUACGACUGGGUGCAUCCUUCUGGAGCCUUCUGCCGUUCUUCCUCCGUGGACGUCAAAGGCUGUGUGAAGUUCCUUCAACAACAACCCCCGCCUAAGGCAGAGCCUCUAUUAAACGCUCUUAGAUACACAACAAAACAUUUAAACAGUCAGUCGACGCCGAAGAAUAUAAGGGCGUUGUUGGCUGCGUGAGGACACCACUCCAGCCUUGCAUGUUGCUGUGGGGAAUGAUGUGACAAUAAUUGCGUGGGGAUUUCUCGUUGGCAUUUAUUUUGCACUUUUUAACCGUGUAUCUGUUUUUGUUGGAGCAUGAUCUUCAUAGGAAUUCAGUCGUGUUAGAAUAAAGACUGGUUACCUACUUGAUUAAUAAAGGUUGAUUGAAACGUCUACACGUUCUGCGAAGUGUUGUAUUUAAUAACAAAGUGGUACUUAUUUGGUUAUAAACAAAAUUGUCAGGUCUAAAAAUAGUGCUAUCCUUUUUACGAUUCUACCUACAGAAAACGAUAGUCUUACAUUCUAUAUUAUUCUACGUUACACUUUUCUACUAAACACUUAGUACUUCGCAAAAUGUGUAUCAGCUUUAAGAUUGGUUAUGAGUAACGGAGAAGGCUGUAGGGCGGCAUACAUAUUUACGUCUGGGAAACAUGAUGGCCCAAUUUUAUAUUUGAGAUCAAGCUUCAACAAAAAGAAGUUACUUAAGGUAAGUAUAAAUAGUAGAUAGGUAUUAAAUGUUGUAGUUAAUGUUAUAAUUUAAUGGAUGUGAGUCCUUGAAAAUAACUAUGCAAAUAAUUUUCUUUUCUUUUUAAAGUAUCAAAACUUGUAUUUAAAUAUCAAAAUGUAUCUUUUUGUUAUCUAUCGCAGUUAAUUUGAACGAAUUAAUAUACGAUAUGGUAUGUAUCACAUGUUAAAAAAUACUCUAUGAGCAAUUUUGUUAAAACACCUAGGUAUAAUAUUAUUUUAUAGAAAAAGGCCCACAAUAUAUCAGAUAAAUGCAUCUUGUAUAAAUAGAUUACCUCAAAAUGAUGAGUGGUUACAGGUUUUCAGCAAUUUUUUAAAAAUGUUAACACUAUUAUGUAUAAAAAAUCCUUUGUAGCUGUGGAGAGCAGAGAUUAUACUUUUUUUCUCCUUUUCCACUCGACUAAUGUUUAGGCCUUUAAUGGAGUGUAUUAUGAUUAUCCUCAACCAAUGGACUCCACUGCUGGACAUAAGUAUCUUACAGGGACUUCCACAGCCACGCUCUUGCUCGCCCAUGCGGUAUUGGAGUAUAAUACCUGUUGAUGGUUGUUGACCAUUUGUGCAUAUAAUAUCAUUUAGCUAUAUUAUAAUAAUCGUUAUUCUUACGUUAUAAAUACAAUAUUAAUGUCCAUAUAUAUUAUUUGAACCCGAUUAAUAAUCUUAAUUAUGUCAAAACAAACUACCAAAUGAAAUGAACCAAAAAAAAUUAUCAGAGGCUAUCUUAACUUCCAAAAAACGAGGACAGAAGAAAACAAGUCAGUACCUAUUAUUAUGUUUUUUUUACUUAAUACUGCUUUUCACAUUAACAAAGGCUUUGAACUAAAAAGUGAUACAGUAAUAUAAUAUCGCGAUAUAUCUAUUAUGUUCGUGGUAAAGUAGAGGUACUCUGUUAGUUAAAAAAAUAACUUAGCCGAAUGCUUGAAAAGCAAUGUUCUGCAAAUUUAUUUUUGAGAAAUCUUUCCCUUACCCCACACGUGUGCAAGGUGUAUGUAGAUAUGUGUAGGUGUGUAUGUAUGUCGGUAAUAUUAACCCCCGAAUAUGGAAACACUUCCUAAAAUUUAAGCGCACCUUAAAUUAUAAUUAAAGUUUUUUGUCCAAACAAAAAAAGUCAAAAAUCAUUGACUUCUUUCCUCAUUCAUUAUUAUAUAAUUUUAAAAUUUAUAAAAUUCAUUAUUAUUAACGUGCGCUUAAAUUGUAAAGCGCUCUUUAGUAUUCGGGUGUAACAGAAUUUAUUCAAAGUCACUUUGUAAGUUAAUAUUAGUUUUUAAACAUUAAAAUAAUAAGAAGAUAAUUAUUAUUAUAUUUAUCCAUUAAGAAAGUAUUAACUAAAUAAUAUUUAGUAAUAAAAAAAACGGAACUGCCUUGACAUUUUAAAUAGUAUUGAUAGCGAAUUGUGCAAUAUAAAAUAUUUGGUCAAUAGAUAUUUUAAGGUAAGUAAUAUUACAAAAGAUUCAAAAUUUUAUUAAGACCCCGAAUUCAGAUGGUUUGCGCGUGUUCAUUUAUAUUAGGUAUAUGUUCAUAAUUUUAGUAUAAGAUAUCCCAAAAUCAGGCCCCGAUUAUUCCAAAAAUUAUAAAUAUUUUAUUAGUUCUCUUAUUCAUGUGAUUUAAAAAUUUAAUAUAGCGAGACUGGACCCUGAGAAUUGGUAAAUUUUUUUAUACGUAGAUAAACAAUUAUUUAGACAAACUAUAUUUUAGGUGAAAAAAUAAAACUACUUACAUACCUAUUAUAUUAUGCGAACCUGGCAAAAUACCCGCUGAAAUUUUUUGAGAACACUUAAGAAAAUUUUAUAUACUUAGCCCAUAGUGAAAAAAGAAAUCGAUUAACACUUAUAAAAAAUAUUUAUACUUACUUAAAUACAUAAUAUUAUUACCUUCAGGAAAUUUCUCAAAACUGUUGAAUGAAAAAAUCCGAUUAAAAUAUGGAUGAUGAAAUACGAUAGGGAAGCAGUGCUUGUAACAAAUAAGUAUAAUUUUUUCCUUCUUUUUUUUAACUAUUGCAGUAGCUUUAAGCAAUUUGAGCAUGUAUUUUCUCAGGAUUCGAGUUAUUUGAUAAUGCCUUUAUGAAUGUUAAGUGAUAAAAUUAUGCAUGUACCACUGCCUUGAUGUUAAAUCUAUCAAAGUUAUUUUAAAAUGGAACUUUUAUACAUAUAUGUUUGAUUAAUUAUUAUUAAUUGGCGUAAGAUAAUAUUUAGGAUAUAAGCAUAUAUACAGUUUACAUUUUUUUUAAUUAGUUAACAAAAUUAAAAUAAUUAUGUAGAUAAAAAUAAAUAAUUUUAAAAUAAUGUUUGUGUUAGGAAAAAAUUAAUAGCUGCUGUACACGCUCAAAAAUUCUAGUGUCACUUUGAUUUUGAAAAUAUUUUUUGUGUUAAAUAUACUAAACUAUAUUGAUGUUUAACUAGCCUAAGUCUUCCACGCUAAUGUGUGUAUUGUAUUGCACAAAACCUACUACAUAAUAAUAUAAUUAGUAAAUGUCCCAUAAUAUGAUGUACAUGCAUUAUUACUUAAAACGCUAAUAUGGAUUUACAGAAGUUAUAUAGAGAAAAUAUAUGGACUUUUUGUCGUCUACUAGCGCCAAUUUAGCUCUUAUAUAUUCAAAUGACACUAAAAUUGUAGUGAAAUCAAAAGAAAAGUUGUACCACAAAAUAAACGUAUACAAAAAAUAUGUAAACUUUUUAUACUUAUUUUACAAUUUACAAAGUAGAUACUUGAACUAAUUCUUUAUAUUACUUACUAGAAAAAUAUUUAUUAGUUGAUUCAAAUUUCCUUAUAUAAUUAUUUAACUUAGCACAACUAUUAAAAUCUUAGAGUAGAUUUAUUAAGUAUUAUAAAAGUAGAGUUACCUACUUAUAUUUCUUGCACAGAUGGCACAAUAUUGUUGUUUAUAAUAUGAAUAUGUAGUUAAUAUUGAUUACUGUUGAUGUAUUCAUUUGUUAGAAUCCAAUUAGAAUUUACUCUGUAUCAUUUGCAUUUUUGAGGAAUUGAAGGAAAAAUACGUUCUUAUAAAAAACACUGCCCGAUUCAUAAUAUAAUCAAAGUUUAUACCAAAAUUUUUUGAAAAGAAAAUCAAAAUAAUGGGACAUGCUAAAAUAUAAAUAGAAACUAAGGCAAAACUUCAAUCAAGAUGGUAUUUGUAAUUUUUACAAAAAUUAAAUAGGGUACUUCCUAUUUACCUACAAAUUGUGCGUUUGUAACAUUUACAAACUCACUGAGGCUUAAAAACUAUAAAAAUACCUGCAGGAAAAAAUGUAUAAGAAAAAGCAAUAUAUUUAUGUACCUACACCUAAAUUUUAAUAAUACCGCUCGUUUAUACGCAUGAAUGUUUUGGGAAUGUUGAAAUUGUUAAUAACGUGAGAUUUUUACAUAAAAGCUAGCUGGUCCACUUGGCAGUUUAAUUUGCCACAAAAUUUGUUUUUGCUGCUCUAAAAUUAAAACAUGCAGUGCUUUGUGCAUACAAUUUAUUAAGUUGCGUGAAAU
This is a messenger RNA of Maniola jurtina (meadow brown), 5282 nucleotides long. RefSeq names its product CYFIP-related Rac1 interactor A. NCBI's taxonomy places the organism in Eukaryota, Metazoa, Arthropoda, Insecta, Lepidoptera, Nymphalidae. The record is from RefSeq and is a predicted model, not a curated record. The transcript is spliced from 4 exons. The coding region runs from base 276 to 1265 and encodes 329 amino acids. Gene Ontology annotation, molecular function: small GTPase binding. Gene Ontology annotation, biological process: regulation of actin filament polymerization.